Molecule: messenger RNA, 398 nt
Organism: Prorocentrum cordatum
Lineage: Eukaryota; Dinophyceae; Prorocentrales; Prorocentraceae
Source: the annotation of a GenBank genome assembly
GUGGCCUGCCUGGUGGCCCCGCUCCGAGCGUGGGCUGGCCUGGGCCAGAGGGCCUCGGGCAGGCCGAGGGUUCCGCUGCGUGCCCUCGGCACGGAGAAGGCCGACCUGCAGCUGGAGAGGCUGGGGGUGUCGCCGAAAGACCUCCGCGAGGAGUUCACGACGUCACAGGGUCCUGGUGGCCAGAACGUGAACAAGGUCGCGACUGCGGUGCGGCUCGUGCACGAGCCCACUGGCCUGGCGGUCCUAGCACAGUCGCACCGCUCCCAGCUGGAGAACCGGGUCUCCGCCAGACGGAGGCUGGCGGAACUCUACCAGAAGGAGUUCCUCGGGGUGGCGACCAAGUCCGACCGCCAGGCCGAGAAGAAUCGGAGGCGGAAGGCCGACGCCGCCCGCAAGAG